Nymphalis io (European peacock) is the source of this 684-nucleotide messenger RNA. Its product is annotated as cytochrome P450 4C1-like. The transcript has 5 exons. The record is from RefSeq and is a predicted model, not a curated record. Bases 1 to 684 code for a protein of 227 amino acids. Gene Ontology annotation, molecular function: heme binding; iron ion binding; monooxygenase activity. Lineage: Eukaryota; Metazoa; Arthropoda; Insecta; Lepidoptera; Nymphalidae.
AUGAAAGCACUGAUUAAAGAAGAAGCUGACAAUGAAGCAGAUAAAUCAUAUACACUCGAAGAACUACGGGAAGAAACACUUGUACUUCUGUUGGCCGGUACUGAUACCUCAGCUGUUGGGAUUUGCACCACAAUUUUAAUGUUGUCACAACAUACUGAUGUACAAGAAAGAGUUUACAAAGAAAUACAAGAAGUAAUUGGUGAUUCAGAUAAGCCUUUACAAUUGAAAGAUUUGAAUGAAUUAAAGUAUUUGAAAGCCGUUAUAAAUGAAACAUUAAGACUUUAUCCACCAGUUCCUUUUAUUCUUCGAUAUUGUAAAGAUGAUCUAAAACUUCCUACUAGUUUAAUUUUACCCGAAGGUAGUAAUGUAAUUAUUAGUAUCUGGGGAAUACAUCGUAAUUUUGAGCACUGGGGUGAAGAUGCGAAUGACUUCAAUCCAGAUCGCUUUAUGUCUGGAAAAAUACCAAAUGCAUUUAUGCCAUUCAGUAAUGGCCCACGGAACUGUAUUGGUUCUCAAUAUGCGAUGCUGUCAAUAACUACAACCUUGGCGACACUCCUGCGACAAUACCGCUUCACUCCAGCUACAAAUUUCACAUACGACAAAAAUAAUCCACUUCGACUUUCCUUUGACCUUAUGAUGAAGCAUGUUGAUGGUUUUUCAGUUCAAGUAGAAAGUCGCGGAUAA